UCAUGUGUGUGUGUGUGUGUGUGUUUCAGCUGCUGGAUGGCGUGGGAGCCCAGUCUGGGAGCGUUCUACGGCCCGGUCUCCUUCAUCCUGCUGGUGACCUGCGUCUACUUCCUGUGCGCCUUCAUGCAGCUGCGCAAGCACCCCGAGCGCAGGUACGAGCUGCAGAGUCUGCGCGAGGAGACGCAGCGGCUGGCGGACACACACACGCACCCGGCGGAAACAGCGGCGGACAGCGGGCAGUGCCACGGCGGGUGCCCGGGACUCAUCAACCCGUCCACGCUGGCGAACGAGCACUCCUUCAAAGCCCAGCUGCGCACGGCGGCGUUCACACUCUUCCUCUUCAUCUCCACCUGGACGUUCGGCGCCCUCGCUGUCUCCCAAGCGCACUUCCUAGACAUGAUCUUCAGCUGUUUGUACGGAGCCUUCUCGGUCACGCUGGGAUUAUUCGUGCUCAUUCAUCACUGCGCCAAGAGAGACGACGUGUGGCACUGCUGGUGCGCCUGCUGCCCGGGGCGGCGCGCUAAACCACAGCACGCACGGAUUAAAAAGAUCAAUGCAAACGGAGACACGCACAUGCGCGCGGACGCUCCCAAAUCCAUCCUCAGCCACUCGCACUGUGCAUGCAGAUGCGCACAGACGCCGGUGUCUCCGUGCUGCGGCGCACUACACACGCAGCAGAUCCUGGAGGACGACGAAGCGCCGCAUGUGCUGCUGCAUGCAGAUCCGCAGGGCUACCGGAUGCACCGCUGCAUUAAACCACCAAUCAGGACUAAGACUCGCCGGCGAGAGCGGGAACUUUCAUUUCACAUUCCCGAGAGCGUGCACGGCAGCCCGCACACACACAUCUGCCACCACGUCUGCCAUCACGAGGCCCUGGCGCUCUGCCAUCACCACGUGUGCUGCGCCGACGAGGAUCUGUCGUGCGCGCCGGACGCCAGCGAGGUGUGCGUGUGUGUGUGUGGGAAGCCGGUGCAGGAGGAUCUGCAUCAUGUGGAGCUGCAGGCGCGCAGACAGUCGGUGCCCAGUCAGAACGGCAUCCUGAAAGCCAGCGCGCUCUACCCGUCCGACAGCAUUGGGAAUAUACGCACCGGGCCCUGGAGGAACGAAACUACCGUGUAGUUUGUGGGCUCGAGCGGACAUUAGGAUUUAAAGAACUUUUUCUGUGUGUGUGUGCGUGUGUGUGUGUGUGUGUGUGUGUGCGUGUGUGUGUGUGUGUGUGCAUCAUUGGUCAUCAUAAAGGAGGAUUUAAGGGGGUAGUUCACUCAGAAAUUUUACUUCUGCAUUAUUUACUCUCUUCUUGUUUUGAAAUGGUUCUUCAUAAUAUCUUCUUUUGUGAGGGCGGCAUGGUGGCUCAGUGGUUCUCACUGUGGCCUCACAGUAAGAAG
Molecule: messenger RNA, 1385 nt
Organism: Danio rerio (zebrafish)
Lineage: Eukaryota; Metazoa; Chordata; Actinopteri; Cypriniformes; Danionidae
Source: RefSeq, a predicted model, not a curated record